GGUGAGCGAAUGCUAGGCCCUCUCAAGUGGGCGAUGGUGCCCUGCAUCGGGAUGUCUGCAGCCGGCGUCGCCAACGCCAUCAUUUUCACCUCCAGCAGGUUAAACUUCGUUGGCGGCAGGGACAAUGUCUUCCCUCGAUUCCUGGGAAUGGUGAAUGCUAAAAGCAGGACGCCGAUGCCGACAGUGCUACUCGUGUUCGCCUUUUCGCUGGUCGUUGUAUGUCUGGGUGAUGUGAAGAGCAUCAUCGGGACUUACUCCUUUGUUCGGGCUCUGCCGGAAGCUGUGGCUAUAAUGGGCAUAUUGCGUCUGAGGAGAAAGUUCCCAGACACUCAUGACGUGUACAAGGUUCCCCUGGUGUUCCCAAUCAUCUUCGUCGUGUUCUUCUUGGCGUUGUCAGUGACCGCCAUAGCCUACCAACCGGUCAAGUUCCUCGUGCCCCUGGCUAUAGUGUUUCUGGCUGUCCCUGCGUAUCUCACAUCUGUCUCAGACUGGUGGCGAAAAGGCCCCUACAACUCAUUCAAUGCAACAAUGGUAACCAUCUGUCGCCGACUACUUCUGUGUCAGCUGGUGGACGCCCCACAAAACUUGAUGUAGAUGUUGCCACGACAUCGUCUCCAAUCGUCGACCUUAGGAUGUAGAUACUGCCACGACAUCGUCUCCUCUCACCUGAUCUUAGGAUGUAGAUACUGCCACGACAUCGUCUCCUCUCACCUGAUCUUAUGAUGUAGUUACAGUCACGACAUCGUUUCCUCUCACCUUAUCUUAUGAUGUAGUUACAGUCACGACAUCGUCUCCUCUAACCUGAUGUUAGGAUGUAGCAACUGACACGACAUCGUCUCCUCUCACCUGAUCUCAGGAUGUAGAUACUGCCACGACAUCGUCUCCUCUCACCUGAUCUUAUGAUGUAGUUACAGUCACGACAUCGUUUCCUCUCACCUGAUCUUAUGAUGUAGUUACUGCCACGACAUCGUCUCCUCUCACCUGAUCUUAUGAUGUAGUUACAGUCACGACAUCGUUUCCUCUCAC
Molecule: messenger RNA, 1026 nt
Organism: Haliotis rufescens (red abalone)
Lineage: Eukaryota; Metazoa; Mollusca; Gastropoda; Lepetellida; Haliotidae
Product: asc-type amino acid transporter 1-like
Exons: 5
Coding region: 10-594 (194 amino acids)
Biological process (GO): amino acid transmembrane transport
Cellular component (GO): membrane
Molecular function (GO): L-amino acid transmembrane transporter activity
Source: RefSeq, a predicted model, not a curated record